AUGGCAGCCGCCGACAAUCUCGACCUGGUGUUGGCUCAGGCCAUCAAUCCGCUCGAUCCAGAGAUGAACUUCGACGCUGUACAAAAGCUCUGCCAACAAAUCCUCCUCAGUAGGGACGCCCCGCAAGAAAUUCUCAAAAUCAUCGCCCACAAAAUCCAGAGCCCUCAGGAGCGUGAAGCUCUGAGAGCGCUCGAGGUCCUGGAGAUAUGCGUUUCCCGUUGCGGUGGCAAACUCAACAACGAAGUCGGUAAAUUCCGGUUCCUCAAUGAACUGAUUCGCGUCGUUUCUCCGAAAUACCUGGGCCAGAGAGCGCCAGAAUCUGUCAAGCGCCGCGUGGUAGAGAUCCUCUACAAAUGGAGUGUAGUGCUGUCGCACGAGACGAAAAUCGUCGACGCUUAUCAAAUGCUCAAACGGCAGGGGGUUGUCGAGGACGAUCCGAUCCACGUGUUGCCCAGACAGGAAGAGCUCGAGAACGUCGAGGUGCUUCCACCGCGCGAAGACGAGAUCUUCACGGACAAACGGAAAGAAAACGAGUUGAAGCGCUUGCUCGGAUCGAAGAAUCCCAAGGACCUUCAGGCAGCGAACCGACUCAUAAAAACGAUGGUCGAAGAAGCCGACCAUAAGAUGGAUCUAAAGGCUCGUAAGCGUCUUGACUUAGAGGAAGCCGUGAAUAAUUGUGCCGUCUUUUCGGAUCUUCUGAAGAACUUCAGCAACGUCGGCACGAAGACGUUCGACGAGCUGGAGCUGCUUCGGCAAAUGUUCGAAAACUGUGACACGCUCCGACCGAAAUUAUUCACUCUAGCGACCGAAUUCAGCCUCAUCGAGGAUUUCCCGUCCGUGCAGGAUGUCCUUCAGCAGAACGACCAGCUGACCGCGCUGAUAAAUGAUUACAAGGAACGAGUUGCCCCCUUGGUCAAAUCCGGAUCGUCGACUCGAGUUCCUGCGGAGCCCCAACCCCCGGAAACGUCUUCUCUGCUCACCGGAAUCAACAGUCUGAGCUCGGCGACUGCUCCGUCGAAGACUAUCCCGUCCGAGCUCUCCGAUCUGAAGAAGGAUUUCGAUCCUUUGGGCGUCCCGGAGGAAAAGGACGAUCGUUCUCGCGUCGAGGAUGUGUCUCUACUCGACUCACAAAUUUCGCCGUGCAGUAUCGCCCGACCAGCAAUAAACACAACGAUGACGUCGACGACGGCGGCGACAAGCGACGCAUUGAUAACGAUUGACACAUCAUCGAAGAGCAAUCUACUGAAUUUGAUGGAUUUGAACAUUGCGCCUUUGGACCACUCGAGCACCGCGAGCGCCAGCAGCGUCGAAGCGGGGGUUUCUUCAUCACAGCAAACUCUCGAACCGGAACCCGUGUCACCGAAAGGAUGUCCGACGAAAGUACCCAAAACGACGACUCUCGGCCAGCAACAGCUAGCAAGCAAAACCUACGCGCCUUUCGAAGGUCUUGACGCGAUGAUGACAGAAAAAAUUCUAUCCGAAAAAUCCGCGGCUCGAACGGUACCCGCCACCGCCGCCAAAUGUACUAAUAGGGUGGAUUUGGCCGCCGUCCCGGACAUACCACUGGCCGACGUGCUUCCUUCCGCACAGCCUCCCUUGGUCCUGAGCUGUCAGGACGAUGUUACCGCGAUUCUCAGCGUGACUGACAACAGACCCGUCGAGGGCGUAGUAGUUGUGCUCGUAACUGCAACUAAUCGAAAUUCGAAGGCCGCUGUGAAAAAUUUCGUUUGCAACAUUUCCGUCCGCGACGGCCGCUCGCGAAGUCAGCAUCCGUCAGGAGAUCAGUUACCGAUAUUCAACGCGUAUCUGCCAUCGACAGCAAUUACACAAAUCAUUAUUUUAGAGAAAUGUACGGAACGAGUUCAGCUCUCGUUCUCCAUCUCGUACACACUUUUCUCAGCGUGCGACCAACAGCAAAGAACGGUUUCGAUAUCGGGCGAGAAAACUAUCUAGUCCCCGACGUCGUGAAUUCAAAGGCCUGUUAUGUAUACUAAAAUGAAAAUGAAUAAUUUUAGAAUUAUUGAGGAAG
Galendromus occidentalis (western predatory mite) is the source of this 2029-nucleotide messenger RNA. RefSeq names its product ADP-ribosylation factor-binding protein Gga (gene Gga). NCBI's taxonomy places the organism in Eukaryota, Metazoa, Arthropoda, Arachnida, Mesostigmata, Phytoseiidae. The transcript has a single exon. Gene Ontology annotation, biological process: intracellular protein transport; protein localization to cell surface; Golgi to plasma membrane transport. The coding region runs from base 1 to 1953 and encodes 650 amino acids. Gene Ontology annotation, molecular function: small GTPase binding; ubiquitin binding; phosphatidylinositol binding. Gene Ontology annotation, cellular component: trans-Golgi network. The record is from RefSeq and is a predicted model, not a curated record.